Molecule: messenger RNA, 2103 nt
Organism: Cuscuta campestris
Lineage: Eukaryota; Viridiplantae; Streptophyta; Magnoliopsida; Solanales; Convolvulaceae
Source: the annotation of a GenBank genome assembly
CGGGCCGUUCGUGAUUCUGUAGUUACCCGACCCGUUUUCCUUCUGCUCCAUGUCAGUUUUCCCCUUUCGGGUCACCAUGAUUGUCUCUGAUUCCGAUUCGGCUUCCCCAUCGUCCAACUCUCGCCAAGCCGAUCAAUCGGCCUCUGGCCGUGACCCAAGUCACACUCAACCAUCCCAGCCAUCGCCGUCGGCCAUGCCUGGUCAAAAGCGGCGCCGAUUGAGGAAGCAAUUCCCUUCCUCUCCCCCAGCACAGGAGGACUCGAGGGUUAGAUUGGAUGAGAACAUCAUGGCGUUAUGCCAUUGCAAAAUUACUGACCGGGGGUUCGCCGAUGCUACUGACAUGGUUGGACCCUCUAACGAGGUCCUAAGACCUACCAGCAUCCAAACCUCCUUAGACCCUCCGUCAAGGUUUUUUAUAGUCCAUCUGGCGUCUCUAAAGAAGGGGCUUCGAUUCCCUCUCCACCCGUUGUUGAUUGAAUUCCUCAACGUGGUGGACCUCCUUCCUUGCCAACUAGUCCCCAACUCUCACCGGUACAUUGCCGAUUAUCUGAUCAGAUGCAAGGAUAUAGGGGUGAAGCCUACUCUUGACGACUUCCUCAACAAGAAGGGGUCAACCAAGGACUGGAAGCCCUUCUUUGUCUUUGUCUCGACGGGGCACGAAUCUCCUUUCACGGGUUCAGGGCUCCCUUCCUUCCGUCGCAUCCCAUGUCCCCCAUCCGACGCCACCCUCUUGUCCAUCACCCGCCAACUCUGCGGCCGAGGGGCCGUUGAUAUCACGGAGGUGGUGACCGAGGAGUCUCUUGCCGGGAUGGGGUUUGAGUUCGUCCAAGAUGAGCUUCGUCACCAACCUCAGAUGUUAAGGGAUAUUCCCGGGGGCAAUCGGCCCGACCUGCCCAGGGACUUUCCUGAGGGAGGCCUUGACUGUGUUGAGCCACAAGGAUUAGAAAGAGAGAUGGAUGGUGACCUCUUGCUCGGUCGCUUCAUGGCGGGGAAGAAGAGGAAGAGAGACGCAACCAAGCAGAGCAAAAGGAAGCGCUCUUCCUCCCGCGGAAAAGAUAGUCCUUCUCGUGAGCAGACCGUGAUCGUGGUGGAGGACCAGGAUGAUGCGGCUCUAGAGACGGGUAAAAUGGUGAUCCACUCCUCACCGCGUUCUCUGAAGCGGGGUGGCGACCUUGCCGGGUUGUCCCAGGGCGUUAUCUCGGAGCGACCUCCUCCGUCGCCUGCAGUGACUUACGAGGUGGCGACCGAGGGUCGCUUGACGAGGUUCAGCAUUCCUCCCCCGUCUCCAAGUCUAGGGGACGUGCAACUGGAGACCCUAAUCACUCUGCCCGCGGAGGACAGGGCUCGCAUCUCGGCCGUUUCCGAAGAUGACCUCAACAACAUGGCCACGCUGGGGAUGAUUGAGGUAGUCAGCCGGAGACGGGACCGCCAAGCUGCUGUGGACGAAGCGAUGAAGGCUGCAGAAGCUAAGCAAAAAGAACCGCAGGAGGAGGUCGCUCGUCUCACAAGAGAUUCGGAGGAGAAAGAGGGUUGCUUUGCUUCCCUUGAGGCAGAGAAAGCCUCCUUGGCUUCAGAAAUAAGGUCCAUUUCUGCCCGCGUAGUUGAGCUGGAAGGGGAGAAGACCGAUUUGAUUCAGCACUUGGAGACGAAGAGGAGCGACCGAGUCCGUCAUGUGGAGGAAGCGAUCAAGUCCUACAAGUCUUCUCCUGACUUUGCUGUGGUUGCUAUGGAGCGAAUGGACAAGGUGGCGGCCGAAUGGCUAAAAACCGAGCCUGGGGCCCAAUGGAUGGUCAAGGAGGGGACGAAGUCCUUCAACUGCGGACUCUUUCGUGCCCAGCAGGUCUUCCGCGACAAGCUAGCCAGGCUCUCCAAAGGAUUCUCUCUCCCCGACCUUGGCUUUCCCCCUCCCUGCCGUGCCCUGGCUGAGUUCGGCCCCAGUCCUUACUUGAACGAGGGGAGCUCAAGUGCCUCUGACGAGGAAGAGGAAGAAGCUGCGCUGAACGACCAGGACGGACCGGGUGACCAAAAUACAGGGGCCCACCUGGCGACCUCCAAGGCGGGAGGUGCCAGCUCAAGCGUCUAACCACCCUAGUCUUCCCCCUG